This is a messenger RNA of Cutaneotrichosporon cavernicola, 9561 nucleotides long. RefSeq lists its product as uncharacterized. Gene Ontology annotation, cellular component: extrinsic component of membrane. The record is from RefSeq and is a predicted model, not a curated record. Gene Ontology annotation, biological process: late endosome to vacuole transport; protein retention in Golgi apparatus; protein targeting to vacuole. The transcript is spliced from 15 exons. The coding region runs from base 1 to 9561 and encodes 3186 amino acids. NCBI's taxonomy places the organism in Eukaryota, Fungi, Basidiomycota, Tremellomycetes, Trichosporonales, Trichosporonaceae.
AUGCAGGUCGUCAAGGACAUUGCGAUUCGCAUGCUCAACGCAUACGUAUCGCCCUAUGUCGAGAACUUGAAUACCAACGACCUCCAACUCUCCGUCCUCGCUGGUAAGGCAGAAUUCCAAGACUUGCGUCUGAAAAAGUCGGUUCUGGAACGCUUUGGCCUCCCUGUCGAGAUUGUUGCUGGCGACAUCGGCAAGUUGUCGAUCACCAUCCCAUGGCAAGCCAUCAAGAGUCAGCCGGCGCGAAUCGAGAUUGAUGACAUCUAUGUGCUUGCACGAGCGCGACCACAGGGUAAAAUCGACCCAGCAGAAGACGAGCGGAUCGAGCAGGCGACCAAGCAGGAGCGACUGCGACGAGCCGAGGCAGUCGAUAACGCCGCGUCCGAAGUCAACGAUGGCCACGGUGAUGAGCAGAAGGAGACAUACCUGGGGGCGAUCACGACCAGGAUCAUCAAUAAUGUUCAGAUCCACAUCCGCAACAUCCACAUGCGCUACGAGGAUGGUUCCAACACCCCAGAACACCCGUUCGCAGCCGGUCUCACCAUCUCCGAGUUCAAGAUGGUGUCGACCGACGAGUGCUGGCUCGAGACCUUCCUGCAGGACAACGUCAAGGACGUCCACAAACUUGUCAAGCUCAGCGCAUUGUCCGUCUACUUUGACACCGACUCGGGCAGUCUUGACAAGGGUGUGGACAACCAGAAGGCGACCAUCCAGGCCCUGAAGAAGAUGCUCUCCAAUCAAGUUGAGCACCAGUACAUCCUCAAACCAGUUACUGGCGAGGCGCGACUGGUUAUCCACCGCACGAUGACAAACGAGCAGCCCAAGUUUGAUAUCAACGUCAUCUUUGACGAGAUUGGUGUUGUCCUCGAUGCCGCACAGUACCGCGACGCGCUGUCCAUCGUUGAUGUCUUCCACUUCUACCACCGCACCCACCAGUACUCCAAGUACCGCCCGCCAGAGGAGGAGUUCAAGGCGAACCCCGCAAGAGCAAGGUGGAAGUAUGCGCUGAACGCCAUCCACGCCGAAGUCCAUGACCGCAACAGACGCUGGUCCUGGGAUUACUUUGCGGAGCGGCGCGACAAACGCAAGAAGUAUGUCGACCUCUACGUGAAGCGAUUGGCACUCCCAGAGGGACAGACGUUGCCACCAGAGGAACAGACCGAGUUGGAUGACCUCGAGAAGAACCUCUCGUACGAGGACAUCCGCUUCUUCCGUUCCGUCGCGCGUGUCAUUGCGAAGAAAGACGCGGCAACAAGGAAACAGAUCGAGGGAGAACGGAGGAAAAACCAGCCAGCAGCGCAGACAUGGAGCCAGUGGUUAUGGGGCUCCAGUGCGCCGUCUGCAUAUGACGACGACCCCACGGCCAAGAUCACCGAGGACGAGCAGAAGGAGAUCGACGACAUCAUCGACUACAAUGCAUGGUCGGCAGAGGAGAACAGUAUCAGUGGUGCACGAGACAUCAUGCGCAUGCGCGUCUCCGCGACACUCAACAGGGGCUCCUUCUCGCUACGUACGGAUCCCCACGGCUCCAACCUCGACGUGACAGCACUGGUGUUCGACUCAUUCUCUGCGGACUUCAUCCAGCUCACCGAGUCGAUGAAGGCACGGAUGGCUCUCGGCGGCUUCCGCGUGUACGACGGCACGACGCCAAACUCGCUCUACCCGCAGAUUGUCCGGGUUAAGGAGCUCGAUGGUGACCGCCGCUCGUCCAUAGCCCAACAGAACAGUGUCCAGCAGGCUGGUGGGACGGCCAAGGCCCUCGCCGAAAUCAGCGCCAAAAUCGAUCCGACGGCCGAACCGUUCUUCGCCCUCGAGUUCGAGAAUAAGCCGCUGGAUGGGCGAGCAGACAACGCGGUUUCAGUCAAGAUGCGCCAUUUGGAGAUCAUUUACCACCGCAACUAUGUCGAGGCGGUCAUGGCCUUCUUGAAACCACCGGCGAGUCAGCUGGAGUCGAUCAAUGCCCUUCUCGACGCAGCCGGGGAAACGCUUGAUGGCAUCCGGAAGGAGACCCGAGCGGGACUGGAGUACGCGCUCGAGCAGCACAAGACAUUGGACAUGCACGUCGACAUGAACGCGCCAAUCAUCGUCAUUCCCAUGGACGUCACUCAGAAGAACUCACAGGUUCUCAUUCUUGACGCCGGUCACAUUGCUGUCGACAGCAAGCUCGCUGACCAGGACAAGUUGAACGAAGUGCAGGCGAAACGCGGGCGCCAGUACAGUGACGACGACUACAAGCAGUUGGAGGAGCUCAUGUACGACCGCGUGCUCCUCAAGCUUGACUCGACCCAGCUCCUCAUGGGUGACGACAUCGACGCCUGCUUGAGUGCCUUGAAUCGUCCCCAUGGUCCCAACGAUGGCCCAGACUUGCAUAUCGUCGAGCGCAUCAACAUGUCGUUCACCGUGCAGAACGCAAUCGUCAACGCCCCAACUCUCACCAAGUUCAAGAUCUCCGGCGAGCUGCCAGAACUCCAGGUCAACUUCUCCGACCGCAAGUACCAGACUCUGAUGAAGUUCAUCGACGUCUCCAUUCCCAACUUUGGUGACGACGACGUCGACGAGGAGAAGGCCGCAGAGGCCAAGGUCAUUGCAGCGCCGUUGUCACCUGCAUUCCAGCGCCGAGAGCUGAUCGAGUACAACCUCGAAGAGAGCAGACACGAGACGGCUUCGGUGGCCUCACAUCAAGACCCUGGCAGUCAGGACGGUAGUUCGAUCGACGGAGGACAUCGUGACCAGUUCUACGAUUCGAACGACCACACGACUGAAAACCAGAAGCGUGAGUUACAGCAAGUCAGCUUCGAGUUUGUGUUCGCGGUCGGCAAGCUGCAGGCGUCGCUGUUCCGGUCGACUUCUGCGACCUCGGAGAAGCCGCUGGCAAACGCCGCGCUCGAGGGCUUCGGCCUGACAUUCCUGCAACGCAAGUACCAGAGAUCUGUCGACCUAUACCUCAAAGACGUCACUCUGGCGAUGCUCGACAACGGCAAAGUCCAGCGGCCACUGUUGUCCUCAGGCGCGGUCACGGCUGGUGACCCAAGCGACGUCAAGCUCGUACGAGUCAAGUACCUCAAGGUGGAGAAGGAUGCGCCAGACUUCAUGACCAAGCACGAGGGCAUCGACACCAGCAUCGACACCGAGUUGUCCACGUUCAAUAUCACGCUUGCGCCCGAACCCAUCCUCUCCCUUUAUGACUUUAUCAUGACGACGUUCGUCGGCCAGGAUGAUCCAGAGACACCCAUUGCGGAACAAGCCGCAGAACAGAGCCAAGAGCCGGUGUCGACGGACAAGAUGCGCAUCCGAGUCAAGCUCACAAGCGCCCAGGUCUCGUUGGAGAACAACGACCUUCGCUUUGCUCUGCUCAGCUUGCCAUCGGCAGAUGUGGGAUUGCUGUUGCGCGGCGGCACCAUGCGCGUGGCUGCUCGCCUCGGAAACCUCUCUCUCCUCGACACUACGGAAGCCAAGGUCGCCAACCCAGCCUUCAAGGAACUGCUCACGAUUGAGGGAGGUGAACUAGCCGACUUCAGCUACGAGACGUUCAACCCGGACGACGAGACCUUCCCGGGCUAUAACUCGAUGAUCCACCUCCGCUCCGGCUCGCUCAAGUUCACGUUCAUGGAGGACACGAUUCACCGCCUCAUGGUCUGGCUGUACAAGUUCGGCCGCAUGAAGGCUGUCUACGAUCAGGCGUCGCAGGCAGCCAUGCAGAGCGCGGCCGAGGUCACGCGCAUGCGUUACGACGUGGUUGUCAAGACGCCAAUCAUCGUACUCCCUAGCGAUGGUCAGAAUUGCACCGACAGCCUCAUCCUGCGUCCCGGUGAAAUAUUUGCCAAGAACAACUACCUCGGCGACAAGAUGGACACGAGCACGAUUGAGGCAAGCCUCACGGGCCUCAACGUCCUCACGCAGAUCGUUGCUGAGGGCAAGUCCUCCAACUUGCAACUGGUGGACGAUGUCACCAUCUCGGCGAAGAUCAAACAGAUCGCUCCUGGAGACCAUCGCGCGGACCCGCACAAGGCAGACACCGAGAUUACGACGGACAUGACGGACGUCAAGCUGUCGCUCACGGAGCGGCAGUACGUCCUGGUCAUGGGCGUGCUGGAGUCCAUCCCGCGGGCGCUGAGUAGCUUCGAGGACGACGAGGAGGACCUUGAUGACUCGACGCCCCUGUCCGAGUCUAUGCCUCCUACACCAAUUCCCGAGGAGCCUCCCAUACCCUCGGAAACCCACUCGGAUGACGAUAUGACGGCUUUGAUCCCCGAACUGGCCAUUACCUCCAAGUCGGCUGAUGUUUGGACGUCGCUGGACUUUGUAUUCAGCGUCAAGUCGAUCGGGAUGGAGCUGUACGGUCGGCAAGCGCUCACCGAGGAGGAUUUCAAACAGAACAGCAUCGCACGCUUUGCCCUCAUUGGUAGCAACCUGGCGUUCAAGUCACUCUCGAACGGCGCCAUGGAGGCAGAGUUCACGUUGAGAACGCUCGCUUUUGAGAGCACGCGUGUUGGCAACUGCGUCUACCGUGACAUCGUGCCGCAGAUGGCCAACGACGGCAACCAGAUUAUGGUGCAGUACACCAAGGCUCCGGACGGGUCAGCACUUGCCAUGGUCACGAUUGAUAGCCCGCGCUUCAUCCUCGCUGUCGAGCCGCUAGCUGCUCUCCUCGAGUUCGCGGUCGCUCCCUUCAAGAACACCGAGCCUCCCCCGCCAGAGGAGCCGACGCCUGAUGGCCAGACCCUGCUUGUUGAGGAGAAGCCCACGCAGGCCGGGCUGUCGUUCCGCAUCGACAUCGUCAACUCGACAGUCAUCGUUCUGGCCGACGACACGGACAAACAGACGCAGGCGAUCCAGCUGGCGAUCAAGGAGAUCCUGGUGUCGCAGAGCAACGUGCUCGCCCUCAAAGUCGACAAGUUAGGCAUGUCGUUCGGGCGUAUGGACCAGCCCGACGACCGGCUUAGCUUCCUGGACGACGUGAGCAUGACCUUGACGCUCGAUACAUCGCGCCGUGGCGCGCAUCAUAUGACUAUCUUCGACAUCGAGAUUCCAGUGCCCGUCAUCUUCCGUGCAUCGGUGAACAACAUCACGCUCAUCCUUGACAUUGUGAACAAGGCCUCAGCUGCUGCGGGCAAGGCGCUGGCUUCAGACCAAGCGGCGACCGAGGCUGAGAAACAGAAGGAUUCUGCGGCUGCCAAGGGUAACGCUGUCGCCAGUACGAGUCAGAUGUCCUUGGCUCCGCCGAGAACAUCGACUCGCAGAGCCUCCGUCAGUCACCGUCGUAGCUCCUCGGUGGGCUUGGUCAAGACGCGCGUCCUCGUCUCCAAGGAGCACCUCACUCUCCGCGUCAACGGGUUCCAGUUCGUCUUUAUCGGCGACCAGCAGCAGAUGCCGAUGGUUCACCUUUCCACCAGCGAAUUCACGUGCAUGGUCAACGACUGGUCGGGCGAGCUCAAGAUGGCGACGUCUCUGACGACUUCGAUGCGGUACUUCAAUCUUUCCAACUCGUACUUUGAGCCGCUUCUCGACCCCUGGAAGUUCGACAUUGAGAUCGCGCGCACGCCGACGAUUACUGGCGCCUCGCCACUCACCGUUAAACUCUCAGCCGACCAGCGGAUGGAGCUGAGCCUCACCUCGGCCUUCAUCGAGCUAGGCAUCACCUCCAUGACAGUGUACAGCAACCAGCAGGAGAAACAGCCAAAAGACCGCGGGCCAGUCGCGCCGUUCCGCAUCCGCAACCGCACCGGCAUGCCUAUCACCAUUUGGCCCGAGAGCGACGACAUGUCUUCCAUCCCCUGGCACAAGCGUAAGACGAUCGAGGACGGCUCCGACCUUCCCUGGUUCUUCCAGGACCGCCAGACGCUGCGUGACAACGUCUCGGCGUUCCAGCACAACUCUUUUGGCCUCGAGCUUCCCGACGGCGCUGUCAAGUGGGAUCCCGUCCGCGGUAUAUCAGUUGACCGCGAGGGCGAGCACGUCCUGAACCUCCGCCCGCGCAUCGACAAGGUCACAUACCAGCUCAUGUGUGACACUGAGCUCCAGGACAACAUCAAGGUCAUUACGAUCCGCUCGACGCUUGUUAUCGAAAACGAGACGAGCCUGCCAGUUGAGAUGAUCAUCGUCGACGCGCAUGGCAAGGCUGCCGGGAGCGUGUUGAAGAUUGACCCCGGUACCUCGUACCCCGUGCCGUUUGACGCCGUGUACGACAAGCGGUUCAGAUUGCGGCCGCUGCGUGGCUUCGGCUUUGACUACGGCUGGUCGACCCCGCUCCACUGGCGCCAGCUCAUCACGCGGCCGAUACGCGCGAUCAGUUGCAAGCACAUGACGCCGAAGGAACCAGCAUUUUACUUCCAGGCGCAGGCCAACUUCAACGCCAAGGACCCGUCCGCACGCCUGUACCCCCGCAUCUCGCUGACGCUCCGUGCUCCCGUCGAGCUCGAGAACCUGCUACCAUACGAUCUCAAGUUCCGCAUCCAUGACAAGGCGACGAGUAUGAGCUCGAGCAACUUCCUUGUCAAGGGAGGCACCAGCCCGAUCCACACUGUCGAGCUGUCGCACCUGCUCCUCCUCAGUGUGGCUCCAGAGGACACGCCGUUCAAGCAGAGUGACUACGCGAUCAUCAACACGGAUGACCCUGAGCUGCCGAUCGAGGACCACUUUAGCUUAUCGGACGCGGCCGGGCUCAAGACGAUGCUGAAGCUGCACUACUACAUCUUCCCGAACUCGGGCGGCGCGUUUAAAGUCCAAGUGUACAGCCCCUUCAUUCUGCUCAACAAGACUGGCCUGCCCUUCGACAUCAUGGUCAAGGGCCCGCUUGGUGGACAGAAACCUGUUGCGGGCCGCAACGAGUUCGCGACCGACUACAAGCGCGAAGAACCUACGCCGUUUAUGUUCAGCUUCCCUAGCGACGACAGGCGGAGCAGGCUGCUCCUGCGCGUGGCGGAUUCGAAGCUGUCGCGGCCGCUGUCGUUUGAACCCGCUUCGGCAGACAUGCAGAUCGUCCUGCCAUCCGUGAAGGGCGACAAGAACUACUACGUUGGCCUUUCGUACACCGAGGGUUUGGGCAAGUACAAGCUCUCGAAGGUGAUCACUAUCGCACCCCGCUUCUUGAUCAAGAACCUGUUCAAGCACGCGAUCCAAGUGCGGCAGAUAUCUGAGCCGCGGCAACUCACCACUGUCCAGCCGAACGAGCAGGAGGCCAUCCUCUUCUUGGGCGCGAGGGACGCGAUGCAGCUCUGCAUCGCGUUCGACACGCGAGACGGAGGCCAGUUAGACUGGUCGGCACCGUUCAACAUCAACGACAUUGGCCGCACUGACCUUCGUUUGAUUCGGCAAGGCCGGAACGGCCCAAAGACGUACCUCGCCCGCAUCGAGACCCACAUGGAGUGCUCAAGCCUGUUCCUGUUCAUGCAGCUCGAGACGGACCCGUGGCCCAUCAAGCUGCGGAAUGACACCGCGCUGCCGUUCAUGUUCAAGCAGGCGCAACAUCCCGAAGACAACACAGACGCGAGGGUGUUUGAGGAGCGCAGGCUUGCACCACACGACACGGUGGAGUACACAUGGGACUGGCCAACGUCACGCGAGAAGCGGCUACUGCUCGCUACUGGUGGUAUUGUACUGCCUAGGCCCAUCGACGUGAUGGCCAUUGGUGUGCAGCCGCCGAUAAAGAUUCCAUCUCGUGGUCAGGGGCAGCCGUCGACGACGAUCACCAUCGACAUCAGGGCCGACGGUAGCUCCCAGCUGCUGAUCAUUUCGCCAUACAACGAGGAUAGAAACGUUUACAAGGUCGCGCGUAAGGGCAGCAGAGACGUCGGCCCGAGCGCUGCGGACAGCCAGGACAGCCUGGGUAGCGGCUUCGAGGCGGAAGUCCCGAGUGACCAGGCCAACCUCCUUGUACUUGUCGAGCUCGAGGGCAUCGGCGUGUCCGUUGUGACCAAAAAGCCAGACGAGUUACUGUACCUCACGCUCCGCGGCAUCAGGUUCGACUACAAGGACUUCCCCACAUGGUACGAAGCUGCCCUCAUCUGCAAGUGGAUCCAGAUCGACAACCAGCUCUUCGGCGGCAUCUUCCCUAUCGUCCUGUAUCCGACUGUCGUGUCCAAGGACGGCAAGGACCUGGAUGCGCACCCGACGUUAAAUACCAAUGUCGCCAUUCUCAAGGACAACACGCAUGGUGUCUUGUUCGUCAAGUACGCGUCGAUCUUGCUCCAGGCCAUGACGAUCGAGUUAGACGAAGACUUUGUCAUGGCACUCAUUGACUUCACCAAGUUCAAGGACGCGACAUGGCGCGAGCCGACCAAGGACAUCCUCAUCGAAUACCCGAAGGGCAUUCCUGAACCGAACAUGACCGACCAGCGGAAUGAUCUGUUCUUCCAGUCGCUGCAGCUGCAACCAAUCUCACUCGAGGUGUCGUUCAUGCGCACAGACCGUGUUAACGUCGAUGAUAAGGUAUCGACCCGCAAUCCGUUCUACUAUGCCCUCAACGCGUUGACCAUGACGUUGGGUAAUGUGAACGCAGCGCCGAUCAACUUCCGGGCCCUGUUCCUUGACAACGUGCGCCUGAGCGGACACGACUUGCAGGAGCGCGUUAUCCUGCAUUACCAGGAGCAGGCGGUCCAGCAGAUCUACUUAGUGCUUGGCUCGGCCGACUUCCUCGGCAACCCCGUGGGCCUGUUCAACAAUAUCAGCUCUGGCUUCGCCGACUUCUUCUACGAGCCGUAUCAGGGCUUUGUCAUGCACGGCAACAGGGAUAUCGGCGUCGGCAUUGCCAGAGGUGCGACGAGUCUGGCCAUGAAGACGGUCUUCGGCAUCACCGACUCGAUGACCAAGUUCACGGCCAGUAUUGGCAAGGGCCUAUCGGCCGCGACGCUCGACCAGGAAUACCAGACGAAGCGGCGCAUGGCGCAGCGGCGCAACAAGCCGAAACACGCACUGUACGGAGUGGCUGCAGGAGCGAGCGCGUUCGCAGACUCGGUGACUAGUGCGUUCGAAGGUGUCGCCGCGAUGCCGAUGGAGGGUGCGGAGAAGGGUGGAGCGGUCGGCUUCGCCAGAGGCGUGGGCAAGGGCUUUGUGGGAUUGUUCACCAAGCCUGUUGUGGGCGUGAUGGACUUCAUCUCGGCCUCGACUGAGGGGAUCAGGAACACGACAACGGUGUUCGACACGAACACUAUCGACCGUGUACGACUCCCGCGCUUCAUUGCGAGUGACGGCGUCCUGCGCCCCUAUAGUGCGCGCGACGCUCUCGGCCAGAGCUGGCUCAAGGACCUCGACGCCGGCGCAUACUUCUCCGAGAGCUACGUCGCGCACCUCGACAUUCCCGGCGACGACGCGGUCGCGAUCCUCAGCAACCACCGCCUGUUGUAUGUCCAGCUACGCCGCAUGCGCGUGAUAUGGCAGGUGAGCUUUGACGAGCUGCAAAGCCUGUCGCUCGAGGCGAGCGGGAUUGCCCUUGUCCUGCGCGGCGGGACGCCAGGCCCAUUCCUGCCGAUCGCGGAGCAGACGGGCCGCGAGUGGUUCUUCCGCAAGAUUGCAAAGGUCGUCGAGGGGUAUAAUAAGAGCCACAGUGCGCGCGAUGAUGUAGGAUAG